CGGCCUGUCCGUCAGGGCCGCGGCCGUUCCCGCAUCGCACGCAAGCCCCAGGCCCCGCCCUCGCCCCGCCCCGCGCCGGCGCGUCCUCCUCGUGGCCCCGCCCCUCCCCCGCCUCCGUCCCGGCCCGGCUCCUAGUGCCUCAGCCUCCGCCCCGGCCCCGUGUCCGCCUCUGUACCCCCGCCCGUCAGGCCCGUGCGCGCGCCCGGCCGAGGCAGCAUGAAGGUGACGGUGGACUUCGAGGAGUGUCUCAAGGACUCGCCUCGCUUCCGGGCGGCUUUAGAAGAGGUGGAAGGAGAUGUGGCAGAACUGGAACUCAAGCUUGAUAAGCUUGUGAAACUUUGUAUUGCAAUGAUCGAUACCGGAAAAGCCUUUUGUGUUGCAAAUAAGCAGUUUGUGAAUGGAAUUCGAGACUUGGCACAGUAUUCCAGUAAAGAUGCAGUAGUGGAGACAAGCUUGACCAAAUUUUCUGAAAGUCUUCAGGAAAUGAUCAAUUUUCACACAAUCCUGUUUGACCAGACACAGAGAUCCAUUAAGGCACAACUUCAGACCUUUGUGAAAGAAGAUCUCAGAAAGUUCAAAGAUGCCAAGAAACAAUUUGAGAAGGUCAGUGAAGAAAAGGAAAAUGCCCUAGUGAAGAACGCCCAAGUUCAGAGAAACAAACAACAUGAGGUAGAGGAAGCCACUAACAUUCUGACAGCCACCAGGAAAUGCUUCCGGCACAUCGCCCUGGACUAUGUCCUACAGAUUAAUGUUCUUCAAUCAAAAAGAAGAUCGGAAAUCUUGAAAUCGAUGUUAUCUUUCAUGUACGCCCACCUGGCCUUCUUUCAUCAGGGAUACGACCUCUUUAGUGAACUUGGGCCCUACAUGAAGGAUCUUGGCGCACAGCUGGAUCGGCUGGCGGUGGACGCGGCCAAGGAGAAGAGAGACAUGGAGCAGAAGCACUCCACCAUCCAGCAGAAGGACUUCUCCAGCGAUGACUCCCAGCUUGAAUUUGACGUCGAUGCAGCCAGUGGCAUCGUCAUGGAAGGCUACCUCUUCAAACGGGCCAGCAAUGCCUUCAAGACGUGGAACAGGAGAAAGCCAGAUCACAUCAGACGCUGGUUCUCGAUACAGAAUAAUCAGCUGGUGUACCAGAAAAAAUUCAAGGACAAUCCCACUGUGGUUGUGGAAGACCUGCGGCUUUGCACGGUGAAACAGUGCGAAGAUGUAGAGAGAAGGUUCUGCUUCGAGGUGGUCUCGCCCACAAAAAGCUGCAUACUCCAGGCCGACUCCGAGAAGCUGCGUCAAGCGUGGAUUAAGGCUGUUCAGACCAGCAUCGCCACUGCUUAUAGGGAGAAAGGAGAUGAGACCGAGAAGCUGGAUAAAAAAUCAUCUCCGUCAACAGGAAGCUUGGAUUCUGGGAACGAGUCAAAAGAGAAAUUAUUAAAAGGAGAAAGCGCUUUGCAGCAGGUUCAGUGCAUUCCUGGGAAUGCCAGCUGCUGUGACUGUGGCCUGCCAGACCCCCGGUGGGCCAGCAUCAAUCUGGGAAUUACCCUGUGCAUUGAAUGCUCAGGUAUACACCGGAGUCUUGGGGUUCACUUUUCGAAAGUCCGCUCUUUAACAUUAGAUACCUGGGAGCCUGAGCUUCUCAAGCUUAUGUGUGAGUUGGGAAAUGAUGUUAUGAAUCGAGUUUAUGAAGCCAAAAUUGAGAAAAUGGGAAUAAAGAAACCACAGCCUGGACAAAGGCAGGAGAAAGAAGCCUAUAUCAAAGCCAAAUAUGUGGAGAAGAAAUUUGUGGAUAAGGAUUCUGCUUUUUCCUCACCUCUGGCUCUGGUCCAGAGUCAAGAGGAGAAGGGGUCCAGCUCUUUCAAGCCAGCCCUUGAAGACCAAGUCAGAACACCAAGCAGAAGCACAGUCAAGAGCAAUGACAGCGGCAUCCAGCAGUGUGCAGAAGACACCAGAGAAGGCCUGUCCUCGGUGGUUUCCGCGAAUAGCUUAUAUGAGCCAGAGGGUGAAAGACGAGACUCUUCAGUCUGCCUUGAAUAUAAGCACUUCCAUCCGGGACUCCAGCUGUACCGAGCUUCCUACGAAAAAAAGCUCCCCCACAUGGCCGAGGCAUUGGCCCACGGAGCCGACGUCAACUGGGCCAAUCCUGAUGAGAACAAGGCCACGCCUCUCAUUCAGGCCGUCUUAGGGGGCUCUCUGGUAACCUGCGAGUUCCUCCUGCAGAACGGUGCCAACGUGAACCAAAGGGACAUCAAGGGGCGCGGGCCGCUGCACCACGCCACCGUCUUGGGACACACUGGGCAGGUGUGCUUGUUCCUGAAACGAGGCGCCAACCAGCACGCCACUGACGAGGAAGGGAAGGACCCGCUGAGCAUCGCAGUGGAAGCUGCCAAUGCGGAUAUCGUGACCCUGUUGCGUUUGGCCAGAAUGAAUGAAGAGAUGCGGGAGUCCGAAGGACUGUACGGACAGCCAGGUGAUGAAACUUACCAAGACAUUUUCCGGGAUUUUUCCCAAAUGGCCUCCAAUAAUCCAGAAAAGCUAAACCGGUUCCAGCAGGAUUCCCAGAAAUUCUGAGUUUUUUAAAGAAGGGAAACCCAGCUGGUGCCCUCUUAUUCUUCACACAGCUGAAAAUGCACAUUUUCCUCCUGCUUUCAUGCCGCUUUUCAGGUUCUCUAGGGUUUUGAACGUGCGAAGGGAAAGGUACAUUCCUUGCCAAUUCCUUGUGGAAACAGUUUUGUGGAUUCUUGCCUCUCCGGGCCUCUGGAGACCAGGAGGGGAAGCCGGGUCGGGGCCUGUUUCAAAAUGGGUGCUCGGAACCUGCUUCUAAGCGCUUCCUGGGCUGAAACAAGGUCCGAGCCCUCUACAGGGGGGUUUCCCAAGCCCCUCUCUUCUUAAAAUGGGGCGCAGCCGCCUUUUCCAAGAGUUGUGCUUGACACAUUCCAUUAACCACAUCCUCACCACCAGCCAAGGCUGGCUCUGUGGCCGGCCUGGGAGGACCUGGGCCUCCUCAUCCCACGUGCAAUAUGUGAUUUUCAAAGUAAGGAAGAAAGUCCCUGCCCCCGGGGGCACCCUCCCAGGGUCCUGGCUCCCGGAGGGGAGAUGCGUGCGUCCUUGGGGUGCCGGCUUUCCAGGCCCUUGCCAGAUUGAGCGAUGCGAUAGAAUUCUUUUCCAAAAAUUACUUGAACAUUUUCAAAAUUAAGCUGUGACCAAAACAUCACCUUCAAAGAAGCCGAAGCCAUAGUGAGCUUUCGGGCUUUGUUCUCGGCCCUGCUCCAAGCGGAGAAGCAGCAGCAAAUGUGUGUUUUUGUCUGUGUCUGGAGAAGUGGGAGCUCCCCGCCCGCCCGCCCUCCGUCCCACCCUCUGUGCAGCGCAGGUGCCGGCUCGGGCCGCGGCUCUGUGCUCCCCGCACGGUCGCAGAACGGGGCGCCGGAUUGACCCUGGUUCUUUUCAUUCCAGAGAUACAGAGCUGUAGCUCUUACCCUUCUUAGCUCAAGUCUCCUUUGUCACGUUCGAUGUCCGGGCAUCGUCUUGUGCGCGCGCGCGCGCUCUCAACGCUUCCUCUGUGUAUGUAGCCACCCCUCGUGUUUAAUCGUCCAUUAUUUACUAAUCAUGUCACUAAGGAAUAAAAUUGGAAUGCUGACGUUUGGUCUUCACGGCAAGACUCGCAUGUCUGACUCCCGCCUGCCGCGUGCGCACGUGCGUGCGCGGUCGGGUCCCGUGUACGAGAGCACGAUUUGUGUUAUGGAGCGCUUUAGGGCCCGACGGAGCCGCACGGCGAUCGAGUGUGUGCCACUACGGAAGCGUGCCCGGCUUGCCUAGGGAUGAGCCAUCGCAGACUAGUGAGUGUCAGAGCUGCCUCUUGUGGAGGCAGACUUCCUUGCCCUGUGCUCGAGAGGAAGUGCCGACUGCCUGCCCGGGAACGGCCCUCCAGUGCACCUGGACAGUCACGGUUUGUAGAGAUCCGUGAAGGGCACUGUCAAAGCCCUCCUUCCAGAGCGUUCCUGGGGGGCUCUGGGAUCCCCCCCCCCCCGCCCACCCUCAGGUAGUGUCCUCUGGUGCUGUGGGGCUCCCUCCAUCGAAAGCGCGGCUCAAACCACUGUUUUCUGCCAUCCUCAACGUUUUGGGCCCCCCCCUUGAUCUCUGGCUGGCUUGUCAGAAAUCCCUCAGACAGGGCAGCGCCCGGGGGCAUUGGAGGAGCGGGCGUGCCCUCGGGUGGUAUCCAGUGUGGAGGAAGGAAGCCUCUCCAUCAUGGCCUUGCGGUCCGCCCCCCAAGGCCAGCAGAGGCCCCGGCUCCUCCCAGGGUGGGACUCCAGGCCAGGACACAGCCUCCACAGCUAGCGCCCAUCCCACUGUGCCUCUCGCUCUAGUGAGCCGCCCUGUCGGGGUUCCGCGUGGCCGCAUGGCUUUCCGGGCUCUAUGAGGCCUGUGGCGGGCCCGGGGCCAGGCUCCCCGCCUCCAUGGAGAGGGUUGGGGCUCCCUUUGGGGCAGCGUCGGGAGGGAGGCAGUGCCACAAGCUGCUACUUCUCUGGACCUCUUUUUGUUUCCAUCAAUUGGCUGAUUUCGGCUGGUCGGUGAAGUCGCUUUUGAGCAGGACCCCAAACGCUGGUGCUGCGCUUAUGGGCUCGGCCAGAGGAAACCCAAGAGCGUAGGCGCCCGGGUUGUGCUGUAAGCAGGCAGAGCUCCGUGCUCCCAAGGGGGCCUCUGCGGCUGCCCUUCCUGGGGUGCCCCCCCCCUCCAGGAGAGCCUCCCUCCUCCCUCCAUUGAUGCCCUGCCGUGUACAUGAUGUAAGCCUUGUAAAUACGCUUCUACCCAGACUUGGGGCGCCCCACCAAUAAAACCCGUCUGGCUCCA
Molecule: messenger RNA, 4836 nt
Organism: Monodelphis domestica (gray short-tailed opossum)
Lineage: Eukaryota; Metazoa; Chordata; Mammalia; Didelphimorphia; Didelphidae
Source: RefSeq, a predicted model, not a curated record